AAAUGCUCUUUUGCAAGUUCGUCGUGCUGCCGUUGCUCACUGAGCAUCUUCUCUCCAAGAAAGCACCACUGGAAUGCACAACGCAAGAGAGCCAGCGAGAGAUAGUGCCGCGCACACGAGCUGCCGAGCGUCUGUCGUGUGCCUUGGCAUUACUGGCGACAACGCCAUGGAGGAAGACACAGUUUUCCUAACUCAUCAGACAAGGCUUUGACUUUCGUUCGUACGGCGGACGUCCUUGUCCUGCGUCGUGUGUGCCGUGAGUGGACGCGUUGACGCUGUCAGCAAAGAAAAGUUUCCAUUUCAGGCAGUUUUUAAAUCAAAUAUUUGCUAAAAAUUUUAAACAGAAAAUGUUGCAAAACUCAAGAAAUUUGAGUGCGGAAUUGAAAAUUGAAUUUGUUACAAAGUUUUUGUCACUCUCCGAUGGCACAUUUCGAGCAAAUCGAACAUCGAACUCCACUUCCCGCAAAGUGAGAGAAAACCUACAUUAACAUUACAAAAAAAAAAAAUCACCUGAAAAAUGCUUCAAAAAUGUUCGACAGGGAGCUUUUCGUGUUAAUGAAAUAUUGAUAAAACUGUUUUUUGAAGAACUAAGAUUUUUUAGGUAAAAUACUGAAUGCUUUCAAAAAGAAUUAAUAAGUUUUCGUAAUAACAAUUUAGACUUUAAACUGAACAUGGAACCAAACAUAUAAAUGUAAAAGGGAAAAAUUUCACAUAAUAAAAAAUAAAAGUUUCAUCCACAAGAAGUGCGCGCGUAAAUAAAAAUAAUAGAGUGAUGAAACGAGCAGGACGCCUGUGGAAAUAUUCGCAAAACACAUGUGGUGAAAGUGAAAUGUGUAGCUGGCGAGUGAGCCUCGAGUAGGCCACUCAGCAAAGCCACGCAUUUCCGGCGUGCUCAUCGGCGCAUAACGGUAAAUGUUAGCGCAACAAGACAUAAAUUCACAAAAUUGUUAAUAACAACUAAAAGCAACAACACUAAUUAAAUAAAAUUAAACCUGCAUAAACAAGAGAGCAGAGAAGAAGACGAGGAAGAAGGUGAAGCAGUGUAACGUGUUGCAAGGGCACAGCAGACAACAAACACAACAACAAUCAACAAAAUAAACAGCAAUAAAAGCAGAAGACGCGAGCUUGAAGCAUUAAAAUUAUCGCAAAAUUAAAAGCAAACAAAUUAAUUAAAUACCGACAGUGAGGGCAGCAGUUGAUGGUGUGAAAGUAAAAGGCCUCGGAAAUCCAUUUCGCUUUUCUACGCACGAACCCGUACGAAAGUACGAAAAAUAACCAACCAAAGACAAAAAAAAAAAAAAAACGAAAAGAAGAAUAAAUAGUAAGAUCUCACGACCGUGUACAUGCACUUCAAAGAAAGUUCUGCAUUAAAUAUCUUGACACGUACAGCGACACGCGUAUCCACAGUUGUCGCGAAACGAGACCUGCAAGUCGAGUUGACUUAAGUUGAGUUGAGUUUAGUUGGGCUGUGAGCAGCAUAAGUUCGAAGCGCCGUGCAACGGACAGUGCUUGUGACCCUUUUCAUAUUGUUGUGAGUUGUACGUGCGUGCUCCUCUUUGUUUUUGCCUUGCGUUGAUUGCGGCGUGGGCGUUUCGUCACACGUGCACCUGCCACUGCGAACAUAUUCCGGCCACAUCGUCGCUGUGUGUACAUCGCGCAUUCCAGCUGAGUCGGAGUGCAUUAAACAUUCAGCAGCCGCUCUGAUCGCCACACCACCAUUCAACAACAACAGCAACAAAACCAUUUCUUGCUUUUACCCACCAACCUACAACUGCAGGACCACGCAGAACCAGGAACUUACCAACAAUAACUGACAACAUCAACUCACCAGUGGGACAGUAGCGCUCCAUUGGCGUGUCGGCUAACGGCGACUGCUGCAUUUUCUGGUAGUCAGCGCUAGCACGUUUGCUCAUUUGUUUGUCGCGUGCCUCGAGUCUCGGGCUUUGCCAUUGAUGUCAUUGUGAUGACGCAAUGGAUUGCAGCCUUAAGUGGGCGCUUUUCAUUACAAAACCGACAACAUUCGUACCCACAUUGGAGGCUGCAAAUAAAAGCGCAGCAAAAAUCAAAAAGAUCGAAACGGCAACAGCAACAGUGGCUUCUUCGGCUGCAAUUGCAAUUGAGAAAACACCAACGCAAACACCAAAAUCAGCACCAACCACUCAAAUACGAGAAAGGCCCAGAAUUGGCACCAACAAAGGGGAAUCCCAUUGCCCUUGGCACCUUUCGGAUAUAUCGAGCAUAAAUAAAUUUGAGGCCGCCAAAGGCAAAGCCAUAACUCGUCGGACGAAAUUCGCAGGUAGAGUCGCAAGCGUCACGGUGUGGGGAAGGCGUCGCUGCCACGAAUGCGCCAACCCAGUCGGUAUAAGCUUGCUGCAAAGGGACAGGCGUAUUUAACGUAACCUCUCUGUUGCCAACAGCGACGGCCAAACGCUGUCGAAAGCAAGGAGAGGUGAAAUAGAAAGUAAGAAAUAACAAUAACCGAAAACGGGUACAACGACAACUGCUGUUUUAGAAGAAAAAUAAUUUACGUGAAAAAGGAGUAAAACGAAAACCAAAGAAAAUGAAACACUCAAAUAUUUUUAUACACAAAGACAUGAUGGAGUUCGGCUAAGGACAUUUUGAGAUACCAAAGGUCAAAAUCCAAAGCCAAACAAAAACCUAAAAUUAGAUAAGAGAAACAGAAAUUAAAUAAAGCAAAGCAUCACCAAUCUAAACUAUACUACUAUCUCGGACGAACUCAAUUUAAUCUCUGCCAGGAAUUGAUUCGUCGCUUCACCGCAUCUCGUCUUGACUUAAUUCAAACCAACCAAAUCAAUUUGACUUUAAUUGGGGAGCUGCAAGGCUGCGAGUGGAUAACAACUAGCUGGCCUCAGCUGCUUCAGUUGUUGACGAGUUUAGUAUUACCACCACCACCCAAUACUAAUUCCAGUUGUAGUCUCACCUAGGCAGCGACCACACACUUCAGCAUUUUAGCAUUUUGAAGACCAAAAAAAAGUCCAUUCGCAGCAACUAUUUGGGUGCGAAUUGUGCCAAUUUAGGCGAAAUAAUUCGUUUGUGCUGUGGCCAUGGAGCCUCCUGGCGGCAUACCGCCAGACCGAGACAGACAACUAGUGCUGCGCCCCCAGCUGUCGCAGUCGCAGCAACAUCAACAACUGGUACCAUUAGUGUCACAAGUUAAGCCAAAAUUAGCACUGAACCUAUAUGAAAAGGAGCAACCUUCGACCUCAAACAUCGCCAUAUCGCCGGCUAUCCCAGAAGCCACCUCAGCGGAGAAUGCUGCUCCCACUUCGUCCUCAGUAGCGUCGAUAAAUACCACAAAUGCACUCGUCCUUGUGUCCACGGGGAAGGUUGUUAGUGUUAUCGCUGCAGGGACCGGCAGUAGUAACACCACCACCAGCACUAGCCCCGCAAUGGCAACGGCAGCAGUGGCGAUAUCGGGCACAACGCAAGCGGCCACUGCGUUCAGCGGCAGUGCAGUGGGUGUGCAGCUCACACCACACCAUCACCAUCCGACGCACCAUCAUCAUCCGCCACAUCCCAACCAUCCGCCACACCACCAGUCACAGCCUUACAGCGCUGCGCACAAUUCAUCGUCGACCUCGUCUCUGUUAGGCGGUAUCUCGAGUGGUGGCAGCAGUAGUUCCGUUGGUGGGCAUCAACAGACCAUUGAGAAGUUGGCCCGGCCGAUGGCGUUCGAUAAGAUGGAAACGCUGAUGCGCACUAUGCAGAACGAUGAGAAGCCCGUACCGGUGCGCGUGCAGAAGUCCAUAUUUAGCAACAUACCAUCAGUAUUUAUGGGUUAUGAUCUUAUCGAAUGGAUGAUGGACCGUUUGGCCAUCGAAGAAUCUGAGGCGCUGAGCAUUGCCAAUCAACUUUGCCUGCACGGCUACUUCUUUCCCGUCAAUGAGACCAAAACGCUCGCUGUGAAAGAUGAUUCCUCGUUGUACCGCUUCCAGACACCCUACUAUUGGCCCUGGCAGCACAAGGCCCCCGACAACGUUGAGUACGCAAUUUAUUUGGCCAAACGCUCGCUGCGAAAUAAACAGCGGCACGCUUUGGAGGAUUACGAAACUGAGGCAUUGGCGUCACUGCACAAGAGCCUCAAAGGUAAGUGGGAUUUUAUUUCGAUGCAGGCAGAAGAGCAGGUGCGUCUGGCGAAGGAGCGGAAGAGGGAUGAUAAAAUUGUCGUUGACUCACAGGAGCGGGCCUACUGGCGUGUACACCGUCCACCACCCGGCCAAUUUACACCAUUGGAACCAUGCCCCAUUCCGUCGCGUGAUCGGCAAGGUUUUAAGCCGAACAAGAAGAAGACCGUGGAGGAUGUGCAACGUGAGGUCGACUAUUUGCGCAAAUCGCUCAAUCGCACACGCAUGAAAAUGUCACAAGCGUGUGAGUCACUGGUUGCCUAUUCCGAGACAUUCGCGGAGUACGACUUCUUCCUACAACCAGUACUGCCGUCGAACCCAUGGGUUACGGAGGACAUUACAUUUUGGCAACUGAAUAACAGAUUCGUAGAUACGCCAACCGAGAAGCGAGUCAAACGUUGGGCAAUUUCCAUCGAAGAACUAGUAUCCGAUCCAACCGGUCUGCAAGAGUUUACCAGCUUCUUGGAGAAAGAGUACUCACAUGAAAACAUACGUUUCUGGAUAGCUGUGAAUCGAUUGCGGCGCUCAGCGCACUCUCAAGUGCCACGCAAGGUGAAGGAGAUUUACGAAGAAUUUCUGAAACCAGGCGCACCAUGCGAGAUCAACAUUGACGGCAAAACUAUGGAGAGUGUACUGAAGGGUCUCAAGAAUCCAUCUCGUUUCACAUUCGAUUCCGCUUCAGAACACAUCUAUACGUUGCUACUAAAGAAGGACUGCUAUCCACGUUUCAUUCGUUCCGAGCAUUACAAACGUCUGCUCGAAGCAGGUGUGCCACCCUCGCACAAGAAACGUUUCUUCAAUUUCGGCGGCGUCGGAGGCGCAAGGAAAAAGAUGACGGCGGCUCUAUCUAGUCAACCGAAUCUAGGCGACGGCACUGGCACGAAAAAUAUCGGCGGUGCAAUGCAAGCACCACCACCUGGAAGUCUGGCACGUCGGCGGGGCAGCGAUCGUAGCCUCACCGGCUCCGCACACGAACUGGCUGUGAUUGGUGUGAAUAAGGAUAUAACCUCAAAGGUUCCGCACUCGCAUUCGCAAAGCAACCUCAGCGAGAUACCGUACAGUAGUGAAUCGAUUUACAGAGGAGAUAUGCCGCAGCUCCAGGUCAAGGAGGCCACAAUUCAAGUCGCACCAAUCGGAGCACGCCCACUCUCAGAGACGUCCAAGCCUAAAGCUGCUCGACUGGAGACCACAGUUGAAUCGUCCAGUAGUGCAGUGUGCCCUUGGGAUAUACCCGAUGAGCCGCCAGAGACACAAGCUCCUUCGCCGCAUCAAAAAUCGCAGGUGAAAUUAUCCAUAUGUCCUUGGGAACAGGAAAGUGAACCUACACCCUUGGCUGUUAGUGUUAUAAAACCGGGCACACAUCGGCUCACUAGCACAUCUUCGGAUAUAACCGACGUCUCUGAACGUAGUCAACGAAAUUUGGGAAUACGCCAUCAGAAUACCGUAGAUAGUGGCGAGGCGAGUAAGCGGCUUGUGCCGAACUUUGGCGAACAGCGUCGCGCUUCUAUGUCCUUCACACAAUCUCGUCUAACGGAAUACCAGUUUGGACAGACCUCAGUCUCAGCGAAGACCUCUUCUAGUCCAUCGCCCACUGUGGGCAGCCAAAGUGUCGUAGAUACCACAUUACCAGCUCCUUCUCCGCCACCGCUCUUCAGCCAGAGUAUUGUCACGAUAGCCGCAGUGACUGGGGUUAGUAGCUCUUCCGGCAUUAUCUUAAAGGAUCCACCCUCCAUGUCCGAAGCCGAGAUCGAAGAGGAGCUCCAUAAGUUGGCUAUAUCCCAACGUAAUAGUGAGUCCUCUGCUUCGGAUAUGUCUGCACUACUACCACCGACUCCGACACCACCACCCAUUACGAAAGUCACGCCACCACCGCCUGAAGACAAUGUCAGCCUCUAUAAUCCGCCGAUGGAGGUUGUGUCAUGCGAGAGCUCUCAAAGUGAUCUGGUGUGCGGCGCUGAGCGAAGUGGGGGUAGUGGCAACAGUGAUAACGGUAGUAUUAUUAUAUCCGAGACUGAAGUGGAGGUGCCCGUGCAAGAGGUGCAAAUCGAGUUGAUUGAAUUGCAAGAGGAGAAAACUCGAAAUCUUUCCACACCAACUAUACAAGUUGAAGAGGACGAUUCAUCGGCAGAUCAUGCUGAAGUUGAUAUCGCAGAGCUCGAGCAGCAAGCAACACCCACGACGAGUCGUGGAAACUCCGCGCCAGAAACGCCCGAAAGAGAGGAACAGCAAUUUUUGCCACCAAAUAACAAGUUGGACCUACAGUUAAAAACACAAUUGCACACUUCAAAAUCUUUGAGCACAAUAUCCGUUGCCAUCACAACAAUACCGCCACCACCACCACCUAUUGGACCGAUGGAGGAGGAAGAACAACUGCGAGAGGAAGAAGAAAUUGCAGCUGCGCAAGAAACACAAGAAGAACUCUCUCCCACCACGGAUGAAUACCAAGAAGGCCUGCAGUUCGAUGCCGACAGCAAAGAGGACUACGAGUAUGACAUUAUAGACACAGACACUCAAGCCGGCUACAUACCGCCAGCGCCUACACCAGCGCCGUCUAUGGCACCUCUUGCCGAAAUGGAUAUUGAUACCGUAGAUGAUGAGCCAUGCGAGGAGGAGUUAGGUACAAUGCUUCAAUGCACUGAUAUUGCCACGACACCAACACCAACACCAACAGCAGCAGCAGAAACUGUGGUCAGUAUGUAUGAAACGGAGCCGGCAAUCAUUGAAAAUGUCAUUCCGGUCGUGACGGAAGAGGUGAAAAAGCGUCGUAAGAAACGCACUGCGGAUGGCAAAAAGAUACUCUCCAUUGAAGAGAAAGAACAGAAGGCAAGCACAUCGGCUAGCGGCAAUGCUGAGGUCGUGAGCAGCACGAUGACGGAUGCCGAUCGCAAUGCGGUGUGCCCGUGGGAAGACGAAAACGUCACGACAGCUGACGGCACCUUCGUGAAAACGUACGCGACACUCGGGUACUUAUGAAUAAAGCAGAAUCUUUUCAAAACUAUGGUCAACAAAAUAUUAAAGAAGAAGAAAAAUCAAAAGAAAUGACAUUUUUUGCAUACCACGUACUCAACCAUGCACAUAUACAUUCAUUAGAGUGAGGCCUCCAGAAAAAAACCUAAUCCCACUCCUAAUUAGUACUCAUAUUUGCAUUCCCACCAAUUAUAGUCGCUCCCAAACUCAUACUCACUCCCAACAUAGACGCUCAUCGUUAUACCCACACUCAUAUCCACACUCAUACCUACACUCAUACCUACACUCCAAUUCACUUUCCUAAGAAUGUCCUAUGAAGUCACUCCUAUGAAAUAAUUAAAAAUAUUAAUUACCUUUACACAUAUAUGCGUAAGUACAUACGUAAAUAGAAACUAUGAAG
Messenger RNA from Ceratitis capitata (Mediterranean fruit fly), 7512 nucleotides. RefSeq lists its product as uncharacterized. Gene Ontology annotation, biological process: intracellular signal transduction; G protein-coupled receptor signaling pathway; regulation of G protein-coupled receptor signaling pathway. Bases 3066 to 7118 code for a protein of 1350 amino acids. The transcript is spliced from 14 exons. Lineage: Eukaryota; Metazoa; Arthropoda; Insecta; Diptera; Tephritidae. The record is from RefSeq and is a predicted model, not a curated record.